GACCAGGCCAAAUUCGACCGAGCCGGCUGGAGGCUGAGGGUGCUCCUGCCAUGCUGGAUCACCCAGAUCUCGCUGCUGCUCGUCCUGAUUGGCACAUCGGCCUACCUCUUCGCCCAUGCCAUCGAAGACUCGAUCGAAGUGCGGGCAACCGCCAUAGCGUGGGAGUGCAUCAACAUCGGCAUCAGCGUCAUUUCCGUCCUGCUCACUGCCUAUGAGAUCUUCCGCACUAUGACCGAGGUGCUGACGCCCAAGACGAUGCUGGUGACCAACCUGGUGAAACUC
Messenger RNA from Cryphonectria parasitica EP155, 282 nucleotides. RefSeq lists its product as uncharacterized. Lineage: Eukaryota; Fungi; Ascomycota; Sordariomycetes; Diaporthales; Cryphonectriaceae. The transcript is spliced from 2 exons. The annotation marks the transcript as partial. The record is from RefSeq and is a predicted model, not a curated record.